Molecule: messenger RNA, 2142 nt
Organism: Iphiclides podalirius (scarce swallowtail)
Lineage: Eukaryota; Metazoa; Arthropoda; Insecta; Lepidoptera; Papilionidae
Source: the annotation of a GenBank genome assembly
AUGAACCCCCGAAUCCUAUUAACUGUGGCCGCCUUUCUGCUCUGCGACGCAAAGCUGCCCGGCCUAAAUCCGACCACACUGAAUGGUGCGGACGCAACACAAAGGUCUGAGCACUACGGGAGGAGCGCAAUACGUCGGAACGCGGCGAGGCAGCGGCGCGAAGCCUUCGACCCGAAGACGUACGAGUCCAGCCUGACCUGGGCCCACUCCGAGAGGCUCGACGACAACGGCGAUGUGGUCCUACGUUGGGUGACUUCUGACUCGCGAGUCACGUUCAGACUGGAGGCCAGGACGCGCGGCUACGUCGGCCUGGGCUUCAGCGCGGCGCAGAGCAUGCGCGGCGCGGACCUGGUGGUCGCAUGGGUGGACGACAGGAACGGCAACGCUCAGAUUUUGGACUGCCACGGAUCUGAGUACGAGGACCGAGCGGUUGCUGACGAGGUGCAGAACUACGAGCUGAUAUCGGGCUACCAGAAUGACACGCACACCACCGUCGAGUUCCGACGUCAGCUGGACACCUGCGACCGCCAGGACUUCGUCAUCGGCGAAGACACCACGCAAAUCCUAUGGGCUCUUGGGCCCAACGGUUCUGAUGGGCAACUGCCGAGUCAUGUCCAAAAAGGCUCCAGGCCGUUACGUCUUCUGCAACCACUGUCAAAACCCGACGACGCCUCUCUGAUGCAAUGGGAUAUUAGGCUAAACGACUUGAACAUCCCGAACGUAAUGGCGACGCUGUUCUGGUGCAAGAUCUUCAAGGCGCCCGAGCUGCAGCGGAAGCACCACAUGGUCGGCUACGAGCCAAUCAUUGAGAGCCGGCCCAUCAAGAACGGCAGGCCCGUAGCGGAGGCCAAGGGCCAGUCGCCCGUCCAUCACAUGGUGCUGUACGAGUGCGCUGAAGACCGGGACGCGUACGCCUGGAACGAGUGGGCCAAGGGGGACGGCUUCUACGGGCCCAACAGGCCCUCCGAGUGGGCCAUUUGCGCGAACCCGGUCGCGGCCUGGGCCAUGGGGUCCAAAGGUGAAUUCCUUCCCGAGAACGUAGGCAUCCCAAUAGGCAAGCGGGGCGGUGCGUCUUUCUACAUGCUGGAGGUUCAUUACGAUAAUCAAGAGCUGCAUGAAGUUUUAGAUAGUUCGGGUAUUAGAAUACACUACACGCCGCAGCUGAGGGCGCAUGACGCGGCACUACUGGGCGCCGGUAUCGGUGUGUCUGCACUACAUGUGAUACCACCGAAGCAGAGGCACUACCGCACCGUCGGCAUAUGCGGCGCCGAGUGCACAAACACGAUGAUUCCGGAUGAAGGAAUAACCAUUGUUUCUGUUUUAUUACACGCUCAUAGUACUGCUAAGAAGAUUUCACUAAAACAUGUGAGAGGGAACGAUGAAUUACCCCGAGUGUCCGAGGAAAAUUCAUAUGACGUUCGCUACCAACAAUCCCGCAUAGUUCCAGGCGGUAGAAAGUUUCUGAAAGGCGAUACUCUGAUCACAGAAUGCACAUACGACAGCACUCAAAGAGACAAACCAAUUUUAGGCGGCUACUCAGCGAUGCAGGAGAUGUGUCUGUCCUUCGUCCUAUAUUACCCAAGGACGCAGCUGGCCGGUUGCUACUCGAUGACGCCGGCUAAGGAGUUCUUUGAGACGUUCGGCGUGAAAGAGUUCUACGGCGUGAAUAUGAUGCAAGUGGAAAACACAUUCCUCUCCUCGUCAUAUGUGGAGUACCCAAUUCUGCCAAUAGACAACCAAGGAAAAGAGUCGGAAGAAGUUGGCAGGCAAGGAGAUGAUCAAGGGGUCGGUUUCAUGAAGGAGCUCGUCAUAAAAGAGCCGACGGAGUUCCGGAACAAAACGUUUAUGGCGCACUUAAACGAAAUGCCGUGGUCAGAAACGCUGUUAACCGAACAAAUAGAGAAAACACUGUACAGAGGAAUGCACAUGACUUUCUGCAAGAAGAACGACGACUCAUGGGGAGCGCCAGUUCAGAUCCAGAACUAUCCCAACUUCACCGAGCUGACCAACAACGAUACGUCCGAGAAGUCGUGCCAUUACAAAAGUGUUAGGCUACCCUCCGUCACCAAAACGAACGCGGCAACGAAACUGUCAGUUAGAUGGUCCGCCAUUUUGGCCGCGUCACUGCUCGCAAUCUCGCGG